ACCUGAGUGACAUCAUCCCCGUUCUUCACGACUGAGUCGCUGUACUACCUGAACAGACCGGGCCGUCCGCGAUGCCGAUCCAGAACCACGUGGUAUUGCUGCAGGCAAUUGUGUUUCUAGCCUUUGUGUCAUCAGCAUACUGCUACUGCCAACGACCUGGGUUCAUCUGUAUGAACAACGGAAAUUGCACGUUUGAAAAAAAGUGUAUAUGCGACAAAGACUGGGCUGGCUACGACUGUCGGUCACCUUCAAAGUAUGUAGACUGUUACAAGAGGUGCAGCAAUCACGGAACAUGUGUGCUUGGAACGUAUUGCUACUGUGACUUUGGCUAUUAUGGUGAUAACUGUGAAAAGAAGAACGAAACAAUAACAUGCAAUAUGUUUAGUAUGGAUGUAACUAUGCGAACGCCAGGCCAACGUUUUAUAAGCCUCCAUGGAUAUGAUGACUGUACUCUGAAAUUUGACAAGCCGUCAUUAGCAAAGAAUGAAUAUGCCUUCAAGCGUACGUUCCCCAUGGUGCCAAAUCGCGGAACGCCUUGUGACGGUUAUCGAAGAGAGCAACUUGGGCCCGGUGUGUUUUCAUACACAAUGGCCAUGUCCGUACAACGCAAGAAGCAGACAUUUGCACCUUUGGACUGGAUGACAGAAUUCACGUGCACAUAUGAGAGAACCGCGAACGGUACAGUAAAGACGAAUGAAGACUACAAACGAUUUGAAGUUGAUAUCGUGGAUUAUUUGCAAUAUCCUCUUUUAAAUGGUGCCGGAACCACACAGAGCAAAGAAUUUUCCUUGGUAUUUUUCUCCAAUAUUACCGAUCAUGAAGUCUUAGUGGUGGAAUUGGUUAUGCACAACGUCAUGAAUUCUAUGAAGAUGCACGAACUUAUUGUGGAUGGGUGUAAGACAUUUAGCGGUGAGAAUUUGAUCAUGAAUGACCAAUUUGUAGCGGAUCAUCUUCGUCAAGAUGGCAACAGGGUGACGGGGACAUGGGUCACUAUUAACCCUCUAAACGAAGCCAUGGAGAUCUACUUCGACUACAAAGUGAGGGUAUGCAGUGGUCAGUGUUCAAAGCCCGUCUGUGAUGUAAAACGAAUAGCUGAAACUCAGCCAGGAGUACGCAUUGUGUUGCAAUGAUUGUGAAGUUCUGGAUGGAUUCGGGCCUGUUUGAUAUGUACCGAUGUACCAGAUAUUAUCUGGAAAAUUCACAUUUUGUUACAUGCUUCCAUCUAUAUGGGCACCAAACAAUUGCUUGUAAGGGCUGAUCUUAAAGAUUCGUUUUACAUUUAGAACAUUUGCUUUGUAAAUCAUACAUAGCUAUACUAUAGUAUUCGAUUGUUAUUGUUUUAAGCUGAUGUGGAAAUAGUCAUUAACAGGCAUUAUCAUUGUGUCAUCUAAUGUAUGUGGUUACAGCGAGAUAAAAUUAGCAACUUAUUAUCAACACACAGAUACUGAUUGUAAUAAAACAACAGCGAAACACAAAUGGUGUCCCCUUUUGUUGUGGGUUUGAUUCCGCUAGAUGAUGAAUUUUAUUGUUGAAGCAAUUUGGAAUAUAAUAAAGUACAAUAGUAAUUGUU
Pecten maximus is the source of this 1570-nucleotide messenger RNA. RefSeq names its product EGF-like domain containing protein 1. The record is from RefSeq and is a predicted model, not a curated record. NCBI's taxonomy places the organism in Eukaryota, Metazoa, Mollusca, Bivalvia, Pectinida, Pectinidae. The transcript has 10 exons. Bases 72 to 1130 code for a protein of 352 amino acids. Gene Ontology annotation, biological process: motor neuron axon guidance.